Messenger RNA from Dreissena polymorpha, 551 nucleotides. RefSeq lists its product as uncharacterized. The record is from RefSeq and is a predicted model, not a curated record. Bases 1 to 378 code for a protein of 125 amino acids. The transcript has 3 exons. Lineage: Eukaryota; Metazoa; Mollusca; Bivalvia; Myida; Dreissenidae.
AUGACACAACCUACACCGUCUUUGCUCGGGGGCUUCGCCCACAUACCUUCCGGUCUCGACCCUAAGUGGCAGAAUUCCGGUUCUGAAUUAACCACUGCUGACAUAGAAGUGUUCCACCAGUUAAUUUUGGUGUACUGUGCAAAGAGGUUUGCAUAUACACCGCCUGUGUACAGAAUCCGCAACCUAUUGGCAGCUAUCGACCACAACUACCACAGCAACAGACCUCUGAAAACCAACAAAGAUGGAGAAAUAAGGUAUCACAGAUGCUACAACAAAAAAAGCAAGCGCUGGUCAGUCUUUCCAGAGAAAGUAGCCAAGACCUAUGGCUACGUUCCAGAGAUGGCAGAAAUGCUGUACAAAAAAACGGAUAAAGGAUAAAGUAGGAAUGGGCAAAAAAAUGGUCUUGGAAGAAGGUGAUCCAAGAAGACUGGCAAAACACUUGGCCCCAGAAUCCCCUCCAUCUGCCUCAGCAAUUGUUCAGGCCAAACAGACCAGGUUCAAGAGAAAAAGAAAUUGAACUGAAAAAAGAAGUACUUGGUACUUUAAUUGUU